AUGGCAUUAGAAGCUGUUGUAUUCCAACAAGAUCCCUUCAGUACUCUAGGAUUAGGUGCAACAUGGAUCCAUGGCUUUGGUACUCUUGAAGGAGAAAAGGCUAAUUACCAUGAAACCCUAAACACAGCAAUCGGUAUUGGAUCUGAUUUCCAUUCAAAUGAUAACUGGAACACCAAUAACUCUUCCUCCCAAGAGAAUGACUGUGCCUGUAACGGCAGGUUCUUCACCGGAGGUAAUGCUGCUGCAGGCCGGCAAAAGAGACGGCGUCGUAGAAGCAUCAAAGAUGCGGCAGAAGUUGCACAUCAAAGGAUGACUCACAUUAAUGUUGAACGCAAUCGGAGGAAGCAAAUGAAUGACUAUCUUGCUGCUAUUCGAUCAAUGAUUCCUCCCUCUUAUGUUCAAAGGGCAGAUCAAGCAUCAAUCGUAGGGGGAGCCAUUAACUUUGUGAAGGAGCUAGAGAAACUUCUUCAAUCUCUUGAAGCCCAUAAGCAAAUCAAGAAAGUACCAUCUGCUACAGACUCCGAUUUAUCUUCUCCCUUUUCGGAUUUUUUCUCCUUCCCUCAGUAUUCAACUGCCAGUUCGAGGAAUAAACACAGCAACAACUCAUCAUCAAGCACUGAAUCAAUAUUACCUGACCAGAAGCGAUCAAUAGCCAUUGCAGAUGUUGAAGUAACAAUGAUAGAAAGUCAUGUAAACCUGAAAAUACAAUCAAGAAAACAGCCAAAACAGCUAUUGAAGAUGGUGGCUGGAUUGCACUCUCUUGGCCUUUAUAUUCUUCACCUAAAUCUCACAACUGUUGAUCAGACGGUGCUCUUUUCUUUUAAUGUUAAGGUUGAAGAUGAGUGUCGAUUGACUUCAGUUGAUGAGAUUGCAGAAGCUGUGCAUGAGAUGGUGGGUAGGAUCCAAGAGGAUGCUACUUCUAAUUGCAUGUCUAGCAUUGAAUAG
This is a messenger RNA of Dovyalis caffra, 945 nucleotides long. The record is from the annotation of a GenBank genome assembly. NCBI's taxonomy places the organism in Eukaryota, Viridiplantae, Streptophyta, Magnoliopsida, Malpighiales, Salicaceae.